AUGGACAUUCUGAAAGCUGAGAUAGCGAGGAAGAGGAAGCUGCUGGAGGAGAAGGAGCUGCUGGGGGAAAAUAAGAAGUUCUUUAAGCGUAGUGAACUUGCUGAAAAAGAAAAGGAAGCAUACUUAGAAAGAUGUGGAUAUAAGCUACAAAACCAAGAAGAGGAAGAGCAGCCUUCCUCAUCAAGCAAUCCUGUAUUGGAGCUAGAGCUGGCAGAAGAGAAGUUGCCUAUGACACUGUCAAGGCAGGAGGUGAUACGAAGGCUACGAGAAAGAGGUGAACCUAUUCGACUUUUUGGGGAAACUGAUUAUGAUACCUUCCAGCGCUUGAGGAAGAUUGAAAUUCUCGCUCCAGAAGUGAACAAGGGCUUACGAAAUGACUUAAAGGCUGCUCUGGAUAAGAUCGAUCAGCAGUAUCUUAAUGAGAUUGUAGCUGGUCAAGAACAGACAGAAGAAGAUACACAGAAUGACCUGAAAGUCCAUGAGGAAAAUACCACAAUUGAGGAGCUGGAGGCUUUGGGAGAGUGUCUUGGACAAGGAAAUGACAACAAAGAUAUGGAUAUCAUUAAUAAAGUCUUAAAGUUCCUUCUAGGUGUUUGGGCAAAGGAGUUGAAUGCAAGAGAGGACUAUGUAAAACGCAGUGUGCAUGGUAAACUGGCAAGUGCCACACAGAAGCAAACGGAAUCAUACUUGAAACCACUUUUUAGAAAAUUGCGCAAAAAGAACCUUCCUGCGGAUAUAAAAGAAUCAAUAACAGAUAUAAUAAAAUACAUGUUACAAAGAGAAUACGUAAAGGCAAAUGAUGCCUAUCUUCAGAUGGCUAUUGGCAAUGCUCCUUGGCCUAUUGGUGUAACUAUGGUUGGUAUCCACGCUCGUACUGGACGUGAAAAGAUUUUCUCCAAACAUGUAGCCCAUGUUUUGAACGAUGAAACACAAAGAAAAUACAUUCAGGGCUUGAAAAGACUAAUGACAAUUUGCCAGAAGCAUUUUUCAACUGAUCCUUCAAAGUGUGUGGAAUACAACGCAUUAUAG
Molecule: messenger RNA, 1029 nt
Organism: Staurois parvus
Lineage: Eukaryota; Metazoa; Chordata; Amphibia; Anura; Ranidae
Source: the annotation of a GenBank genome assembly